Pocillopora verrucosa is the source of this 984-nucleotide messenger RNA. NCBI's taxonomy places the organism in Eukaryota, Metazoa, Cnidaria, Anthozoa, Scleractinia, Pocilloporidae. The record is from RefSeq and is a predicted model, not a curated record.
AUGACCAUGAAAAAUCACGCGAUCAAAAGUGUAGACGUGUCCAACGAAGGAAGUUGCAGAGUAAUGUGUUAUAUGGAGCCUAAUUGUGUGUCCAUCAAUAUUGGACCUGUUGCAGGAGGAAACCAAAAAUGCGAGUUGAAUAACGCCACGGUCGAAAACCAUGCUCCAUUUCUUCUCGUGAAGAAUCCGGGUUACACAUAUCUUGCAAUCGAGAAUCUAUGCAGCAGCAGCCCAUGCUUAAACAAUGGCACCUGUCAAGCUGGAUUCACCAAUAAAGGAUUUCGUUGUGUCUGUCAGGAAAAAUUCACUGGAGAAACCUGCCAAGUUGAAGCUGUCAAAAGAAACUGCGCAGAAAUCUACAAAUCCGCGGGUAAACCAGCUGACGGUGUCUACGCCAUUAAACCUGAUAAUUUGCCUGCCUUUGAUGUAUUCUGUGACCAAACAACGGAGGGUGGAGGAUGGACUGUGUUCCAGAAGAGAAUGGACGGCUCGGUUGAUUUCUACCGCUACUGGAACGACUACAAACGUGGCUUUGGUGACCUGUGUGGUGAGUUUUGGCUCGGACUGGACAAGAUUCACCGCUUGACCUCAGAUGAUAAUAACACGCUGCGUGUGGAUUUUGAGGACUUUGAAGGAAACACAGCUUAUGCUGAGUAUAACUUGUUUGGUGUUAUGAGUGAGAAAGACAAGUACAAGCUGAUCCUUGGUUCUUAUUCAGGAAAUUCUGGUGACUCUCUUACCAAGCAUCGCGAUAUGCAAUUCACCACUAGAGAUCAAGAUAAUGACAUUCGGAUGGAUCACAACUGCGCCAUUAAGUUCAAAGGAGCCUGGUGGUACAAUAAGUGUCACAGCUCAAAUCUCAAUGGCUUGUAUCUUCGUGGCAAUCACUCCUCCCAUGCUGACGGAGUGAACUGGAAAGACUGGAAAGGACAUCAUUACUCCCUCAAGAGAACCGAGAUGAAAAUAAGACCAAAGGAUUUCUGA